Messenger RNA from Myotis daubentonii (Daubenton's bat), 3556 nucleotides. RefSeq names its product LLP homolog, long-term synaptic facilitation factor (gene LLPH). Gene Ontology annotation, molecular function: RNA binding. NCBI's taxonomy places the organism in Eukaryota, Metazoa, Chordata, Mammalia, Chiroptera, Vespertilionidae. Gene Ontology annotation, cellular component: nucleolus. Gene Ontology annotation, biological process: dendrite extension. The record is from RefSeq and is a predicted model, not a curated record.
CCCGGACAUUCGGCUCCCAGCGUGCAACGCGCCAGGGGGCGGGGCGGUGUGGCGAGGCAGCCCGGAAGGCGGAAGUGCUGGGCUUCCGGUCGUCUGGAGCGUGUGUUCUGUGAGUGGUGAACCUGUAGAGAUAAAAUAUGGCUAAAAGCUUACGGAGUAAGUGGAAAAGGAAGAUGCGUGCUGAAAAGAGAAAAAAGAAUGCCCCAAAGGAGCUUAGCAGACUUAAAAGUAUUCUUAAAGUAGAUACUGAUGUUUUAAUGAAAGAUGUUCAUGAGGUAGCAACUGUGGUGGCCCCCAAACAUUCUGAAGUGAAAACCCAGUGUGUGGUGAAAGAUGACAAAGAUGACAUGAAAAUGGAGACUGACAUUAAGAGAAACAAAAAGACUCUUCUAGACCAGCAUGGACAGUACCCCAUAUGGAUGAACCAGAGGCAAAGAAAAAGGCUGAAGGCAAAGCGAGAAAAAGGAAAGGGGAAAAGCAAAGCAAAAGCAGCGAAGGCGGCUAAGGGUUUGGCCUGGUAGACUUUUAAAAACUUGAAAAGUGCCACAUGGGGCAGAUCUUUGAUUAGAAUGGAUACACCUAUUUCAGCUUCUAUCAAAGGAAAACCAUUUUUUAACUGGGCCUUUUUCUUCAAUUCAAACCCAACAUAACAUCUCAAAUUUGUUUUAGAAAUUUGAAUAAAAUAUUUCCUUUGAUGAAUGAAAGCUAUACUUAUAUUUUAAUUGGACGCUAUCUGAUAUACAGGGAUUAGAUUUCAGACAUCAAGAUUCUAUCAAAUAUUAAUGUGGUUGUGGUUUUUGGUAUUUGUAAAGAUAAGUGAUACUAUACUAAGAUUAAAGAAGACUAAUUAUAUAAUGUUAUUUUAAAAUGCAAUGUCAGUGGAUCUUAUCAGCAGUACUUGUUUGGAGUUUUGAGUUUGUAUACUUCAUAAUGAAAGGUAUUUUGCUUAGAUCGUGAAUAUCUUUUCUUUCAUGUAUCCUUAAGGUAUUCUGGUAGUGGAGAAGUCCAGAUUCUUCUUUUAAAUUUUUAGAUAGACUAUUAACAUGUACUAGCUAGUAUGGUCCAUCUUUUAAAGAGAUUAGAAUAUCCUGGGAACUAGAGUAAUGUUUAUCAGUUUUUUUAUUAUGUAGCCUAAUAUAAUGCAACAUUUCCAAGAGUAUAUUUCUCAGAAUCUAUUUUUCCAGAUGUGUGGUGAAAAAAUACAUUUUGUAGUCAUAUCAGUUUGGGAAGUGCUACAUGCUUGAAGAUACACAGAAAGUAUUUGCUCAGUAUUACUUUAUAGAGAUCUAGCAAUAAAGAUACUUGUUUAGCUUUGACUUGUUAAAACUAGUAUUCAGAAGAAUAGAAUAUACUGUUGGAAAUGUUUGUAUAAAGAAAUGAUUUUUGUUGGCUCUGUCUUGCUACAGUUUACUAAUUUCACUCUUAUUUAAAUUUACUCUUAUUUUUUAAUUUUAGUUUGUUAAUCCUCACCCCAGGAUAUUUUUUCUAUUGAUUUUUAGAGAGAGUGGAAGGGAGGGAGGGAGAGAGAGAAAGAAGCAUUGAUGUGAGAGACACAUCCAUUGGUUGCCUCCCACACGGGGAUUGAACCUGCAACCUAGGUACAUGCCCUUGACUGGAAUCGAACCCAUAACCCUUUGAUGCACAGGCCCGUGCUCUAACCACUGACCAGCACUGGCCAGGGCUAAGUUUACUUUUAGUUAAGCCAUUUAAACAUUUAAACUUAGCAUCCCCCAAGUGCUGGACAGUCAGGGUGCAUGUGGGAGGCAACCAGUCAAUGUGUUUCUCACAUCAAUGUUUUUCUCUCUCUCUUUCUCUCCCCCCCCCCCCCCACCUCCUUUCCACACUCUUUGAAAGCAAUAGAAAAAAUAUUCUCGGGUGAAGUUUAACAAAAAAAAAUUAAAAUAAACUUAGUGUUCCCUCUGAAAUUUCACUGUAAAAAUAUUAACCAUCACUAUAUAUUCACUGGAACAACAAAUAUUUGAGUGCCUACUGUGUGCCAGGGUCUUUUACAGGCGCUAGGGGCACAAGGGACGAUACAAGGUGUCUGCCUUUACGGAUGUCUACUCAGAAGAGGCUGUUAACGUCAGGAGAGAACUAAAUUAAAAGUGGGAUCUGUUAGAAUCAAGUCACUUAGUCAUCAGGACACAAAUUUUGUGCCAGGCAAACUGCUAGCCUGGGGUACAAUAUAGAGAUAAAUAGGACAUGACCCAAAUCUUUUAGGAGUUUUGAGUUAUAAAACUGAAUGCCAGUAAAAUCUUAAAAAUUAUUUUAUGUAAUAGACUUUUCUCAAUUUACUCAGUGUUAGUUCACCAAAAAGUUAGUGGAUAAUUUUUAAAUACUUAAAAUAAGUUUUCUCAAAGAAUCUAAUAGAAGAUGUGAGCCCUAGCUGGUUUGGCUCAGUGGAUAGAACGUUGGCCUGCGGACUGAAGGGUCCCAGGUUCGAUUCCAGUCAAGGGCACAUGCCCAGGUUGCGUGCUUGAUCCCCAAUAGGGGGCGUGCAGGAGGCAGCCAAUCAUUCUCUCUCAUCGAUGUUUCCCUCUCCCUCUCUGAAAUCAAUAAAAAUAUAUUUAGAGGAAAAAAAGAUGAGUUGGAGAAUAAAUGUCAUUCAUGGCCUUUUUUGCCUUGUGGUAUAGUUAUGAACAACAAAUAGAGUUUGUGAGGAAAAGGUAAAUAAAUGUUUGUUUAUGAAAUAAAAAGUUGCUAACAUUAUCCUAAAUAUACUAGCUAAAUUACCUUUUUUUCUAUUGGGAAUUGUCUGUAUCGGUGAUGUUACCCAUUUAGUGCUUACUUAUAUUUUGGCAACAUUGUCAGGUAUUGUUUUACUGGAUUUUGCCCAAGAGUCCAGUGCCCAAGAUACAUUUUCUGUUGCUGAUAACCUCUAAUUUGACUCCAGUGGUAGUUGCUUUGAGCAUUCAUCCAGGGCCUCAUAAUGAUGUUGGUAUGCUCACUUAAUUUUGUCCAGUCCUGAAGUUUGUCCAGUCAGGAUUUAACAUAAAGUUAACAAAAUCAAACAUCAUUGUCAAUAACUUAUUUGAGAAACAAGUCCUCAAGCGUCCUAUAGCUUCUGGAAAGACUAUUAAAAAGAAAUUGUCUUGCACUAGGUUGAGACUGGGGCCGCUAAGGCACUGAGUUGGUGGACUGCACUGCCAGCAAGAUUUUCCCCUUCCAAAUUUUGGCAGGAAAUUUGGACUGGCAUUCAAAAAUGAGUAUAGGGUAUGAUCACUCUUUUGUUGUUUUAUAUUUAAAGAUUAUAAUUAAGAAGUAUAGCCCAUCCAGGUGGCUCAGAUGGUUAGAGCUUUGUUUUUUACACCCAAAAUGUUGCAGGUUGGAUUCCUGGUCAGGACACAUACAUAGGUUGUGGGUUCUAUCCCUGGUUGGGGUACAUACAGGAGGCAACCAGUUGAUGUUUCUCUCUUGCAUGGAUGUCUCUCCCUUCCUCUCUCUCAAAAAAAAAAUCAAUGAAAACAUACCCUCAGGUGAGGAUUAAAAAAAAAUUAAAAAGAAGUAUAGCAACAUCCUUAAAUCUUUUAAAUGAGCAAAAUAUUUUUUUCAAAAA